Molecule: messenger RNA, 956 nt
Organism: Branchiostoma floridae (Florida lancelet)
Lineage: Eukaryota; Metazoa; Chordata; Leptocardii; Amphioxiformes; Branchiostomatidae
Exons: 6
Coding region: 4-930 (308 amino acids)
Biological process (GO): calcium-ion regulated exocytosis
Cellular component (GO): endoplasmic reticulum
Molecular function (GO): calcium ion binding
Source: RefSeq, a predicted model, not a curated record
GGGAUGUUUACCGAGGCCCAGGCCCUGCAGUUUAUGAGCCAUAACAUCUUCGCCCAUGUCGACACCAACCAUGACCACUCCCUCAGUUUCGACGAGAUCCGCGCCGGACUGACCCUCGGGAACCUGUUCAACUUCUAUGACAGAGAUGGUGACGGUUUCCUGACGGGCACUGAGCAAGACCAGUUCCAAGCCAUCUGGAACUCUGUCCACGGGCACGGAGGCGGCAACAAGAAGAGGCAGGCAGCCGCCAUCGACGCCGACGGGGACGGACUGAUCUCCCUGCCUGAGGUGCACGCCGUCAUGACUCUGCAGAAUGCACUCGCCGCCCUGGAUGCGGACGGCGAUCACGGCUUUACGGAGCAGGAGACCACCGACUUCUUCGGGGACGCCUCCCUCUACGCGCAGUGGAACACCAACGGGGACGAUCAUCUCAGCUUCGGAGAGGUGCAUCAUGGGAUCACCCUGGACGGCAUGUUUGCCUGGUUCGACACCAACGGGGACGGGUUCCUUGAGGGUCCUGAGGCGGAUAAGGUUGUGUACGUGUACGACCUUAUGGUGGCGGCUGGGAUUCAUCACGGAAACUUCCGCAACGUUCGCGUCAUGGACACCAACGGAGACGGCCAUCUCGCCAAGACCGAGGUCCUGAACGCCCUGACUCUGGACGAGGUCCUCGUCGCCAUGGACGCAAACGGUGACAUGCAGUUCACCGUUGACGAUGCCAUGCAGUUCAUCGAUCAUCAUUACUUCAACACCCUCGACAGGAACCAUGACCACGUGAUAACCUUCGACGAAAUCCGUGCCGGCACUUCCCUGGGGGAGCUGUUUGACUUCUACGAUGAAAACGGAGAUGGUUUCCUGUACGGUACGGAGGCAGACCUCAUGAUCUACAUGUACAAUGAGGUGCAGAACAACGCCAAUGCCUCGGCUUAGAUAAAACCAACAGCAGCAAUUCUAGC